Aptenodytes forsteri (emperor penguin) is the source of this 7804-nucleotide messenger RNA. RefSeq names its product membrane bound O-acyltransferase domain containing 2 (gene MBOAT2). Gene Ontology annotation, cellular component: membrane. The record is from RefSeq and is a predicted model, not a curated record. Gene Ontology annotation, molecular function: acyltransferase activity. The coding region runs from base 143 to 1303 and encodes 386 amino acids. Lineage: Eukaryota; Metazoa; Chordata; Aves; Sphenisciformes; Spheniscidae. The transcript is spliced from 12 exons. Gene Ontology annotation, biological process: lipid modification.
UUCAGGUUUUUAAUCCGCAGCUUCUUUACAUCUGUUCCUGAGGUAUUGCUUUGUUUUUGCUUUGGGAUACCUCACUGUGUGCCAAAUUACUAGAGUCUAUAUCUUUGAUUAUGGACAGUAUUCUGCUGAUUUUUCUGGUCCAAUGAUGAUAAUUACACAGAAGAUCACUAGUUUGGCAUUUGAGAUUCAUGAUGGAAUGUUUCGGAAAAAUGAAGAUUUGACUCCAUCACAGAGGUGCUUGGCUGUAAGACGCAUGCCAAGUCUACUGGAGUAUUUAAGUUACAACUGUAAUUUCAUGGGUAUCCUGGCAGGCCCGUUAUGCUCUUACAAAGACUAUAUUACUUUCAUUGAAGGCAGAUCAUACCAACUGCAACAGUCUGAAGCAAAUGGGAAGGAAGAUACAAAAUAUGAACAAACGGAUCCUUCUCCAAAUAUAGCCGUGGCACAGAAACUCUUAAUCUGUGGACUGUCCUUACUCUUCCACAUGACUAUUACAAAAACUUUGCCUGUGGAAUACAACAUUGAUGAUAACUUCAGAGCUACAGCAUCCUGGCCUGUAAGGUUUUUCUACCUAUACGUGUCUCUUAUGGCUGCCAGACCCAAGUAUUAUUUUGCAUGGACUUUAGCAGAUGCAAUUAAUAAUGCAGCAGGUUUUGGUUUUAGAGGCUAUGAUAAAAAUGGAGUUACACGUUGGGAUCUAAUAUCAAAUCUGAGAAUCCAACAAAUAGAGUUUUCCACAAGUUUCAAGAUGUUUCUUGAUAACUGGAAUAUCCAAACAGCUCUUUGGCUUAAAAGAGUGUGCUAUGAGCGAGCCACCUUCAGCCCAACGAUCCAAACCUUCAUCCUCUCUGCCAUUUGGCAUGGGGUUUACCCAGGAUAUUACUUAACAUUUUUAACAGGAGUACUAAUGACACUAGCAGCACGAGCUAUAAGAAACAAUAUCAGACACUAUUUUGUUGACUCUCCUGCUGUUAAACUAUGUUAUGAUAUUAUAACAUGGAUGACAACUCAAGUAGCAAUAAGUUACACAGUCGUGCCAUUUGUACUGCUCUCUGUAAAACCCUCUUUCACCUUUUACAGCUCCUGCUAUUUCUGUCUUCAUAUUGCCAGCAUCCUGGUGUUGUUGGUAUUUCCAUUGAAAAGAACUCAAAAAGGAAGUAAAAAGCAUGAAAGCAUCCAGCCCGUGUGGUCCAAAAAACUAGAAGAAGAAAAUCUUUUGCAAAAGAACAGUUAUUCCACAACAAAUAAUAGUUUCGGUCAGAAACAAGAAAUAACCUGCAGAUAUCAAGCAUUAAAACAGUGAUUGAGGAAAUACUAUGAUGAAUAUAUUUUGUAUGUUUUCAGAAACCCAUUUUUAGCACCUUUUAAAGGGGUUUGUAUUUGUUUGCAAAGAUGUUUAGUAAGAAAAGAAUGCAUUACCUAGGAAAAUCACAUACAAUAGCAAGACUGGAAACAAAACAAAUUAACCCCUCCCAUGCCAUGUCCCUGUGGGUCACGCCUUAUAUGAAGAUAUUACCAUUAUUUCAAUGGGCACUCAGGACUUGCAACGUAUGUCCAUAGGGUCAUAUGUGUGCCCUUUGCUGAAUGUACGUUGUGUAUCCCAAGGCACUGAUGGGGUGGAAUAAAAUUGUGUCAAUCUAGGAUUAACAAAUGGAAAUUAGUUUUUCCAAAUGAAUGACUUGCCUUAAACCCUCUAUUUACUGAAAUAUUUUUGAAGUAUUUUCAAGUUUGAUUUUGUGUGGAAAGCAUAUUUCAAAUAUGUAAUACCGUAUGCUAUAAAGAAGAUAAAAAUAGGAAAUGCAAAGUCAUUAGAAGGCUUUUGAAUCUUUAAAAGGGAAUUGCAAUAAGCAUCUCAGUAUUUGGAGGGUUUUCUUAAAGUAUCUCAAACUAUUACAGUACAUUAUGGAACUGUAAACAUUAGUGAUGCCAAAUUGUAGUUAGGUUUCUUUGAUAAAGAGUAUAAUUACACAUAGCCCUUCUGAAUGGAUUAAAAAAAAAAAACGAAGGUUCACCUUUUCCCGGGCUUGAUAGCUCUAAUCUAGGUUUCUUUUACUUCAAAGUAAAACCUAAAAACAAUAAAAAAACACUGCCAAGUGGGCUUUGCAACCAGAGAAGGAAAGGCAGCCAUAGGACACAGAAGACAAUGUGCAAGCACCAGGAUUUCAAUGAAAGUGCGUUUUUAACCUUAAAUACCAGAAAUACUUGUUCUAGAAUAGAACUGUUUUACAAAAAAUGAUUUUUAAUACUUAAAGUUGCUUUGAAUUUUCAGGCAUACGGUAGUUAGUUGAUGAUGCUUUCAGUAUAAAAUAGCAAAAUUACCUUCAGCUCUAGCACACAGGUAGUCAAACAAGAAAUUACUAUCGUAACCAAUUUCUGUACGCUUGAUAAUUGAUGGCCCUUUAUCCAAAGACGUAUAUGAAUUUGAGGAAAAGCUUUUUCUUUAAAUUAGAAUUUUAAAUGCAAAUUUCACAUCGUAUUUCUGGGUAACAUAAUGAAAGAAAGAAAUCCUUCUGACUGACUGAAUUAUGGACGUGUGUCAAGGGAAUAAUGCAGUGAUUAUAUCUAUUCCAGACCAUGUAUUGUGACGACGGUCCCUGCUAGAGUACUACUGUUAAAGGGCUACAUUUUAAUUGCUUAUCUUCUGUAUUUUCUUAUAAUUUUUUUUAAGUAAACACAAACUGUUUAUCCACAUGGGUUUUUUUAGCUUUAAAACUGACACAAAAUACUACUGGAGAAAAAUAAUGCAGCUUGUUGAUUAAUAACCUACAAAUGAAUGAGAAAAACUUUGUCAUAAUAUUUUGAACCUUAAAUUUUUGAUCAAAUAUCUGGCGCUAGUGGGGUGAAUAUUCUUAGUACCAGAAGUGCAAUGAUAGUCCUCAGCUUUGGGGAUGCUACCGUGCAAAAAUAGUCACAAUACUUCUGGCUUACUCUCUAAAGAACCAGAUCCAAAGUCAGGUCAGAGUUGUUUUCUUGCUGUGAUAGUUCUGUGUCUGGCCUUUGGCUCCUUGCCUAAAACUCCAGGAGGAUAAUGUACCUUUUCCAUAUACGUAGGUUAGCGCUAAUUAACCUACGCAGUUAGAAAGGGGGAACUAAAUAUGAAAUAAGAGUGAAUGAGUGUUUAGGUGAGUAGGGAUGUUUGUUGUUUCAGUGACGGCUGUAUUAUCUUUAAAAGAAAAUAAUCUGACUUUUAAAUCCUUACUUUGAUUACCCAAGCAGACCUCCCCUUACAUGGGGUUGUGGUUGUCAUAUGCCUCUUUGAAAUGGCAUUAUGGUUUCCUCUGUUGUUUAUAAGUAAGGGCACACUAGUUUCUUUGUUUGAUUAUCCUUAUUAGAUACAGAAUCAGGAAAGACGUUUUCCUACUUUCUGUUCUUGAAGGGACAUUUACAUAAAGUAACAAAUAGAAUUGCACAUUUCUGGGUGGGUGAGUAGAGUUAGGGUUGAUUCUUUCAGCAUUUGUUGAUGUUGAACUUGACUGCACCAACAAGAUGAAUUUUAUAUAUCUACCCAAACAAGCACUUUUGGAUGCCAGUGCAACAUCUAAUGUGCCAUUUUUACCAUUAAUGUUCUGGUACUCUUGUUUUCUUGUUUUGGCAUGCGUGCCCAUAUGUGUGGUGAAGGCUUACUAAUUCUUCAUUAUGAAAUAUGACAACAGGUGUAAGCACUGCCAGAAAAUAAGCAGGUUUAGGAUAGCAGAGGCUGGUACUUCAGUGUGAGUGAAUUCACAGGUACAGUUUUGUUCAGAACUUUUGUAUAUGGGGAAGUUAAAACAGCUAAGAAAAUAUGUACAUGCUUUAGUUGGGCACAAGUGGCAAGAUAUGGGUUUCAAAAUUGGACGUGACUGGUGUCUGCGUGCAAUACAAUUAUUUUCUUCUUCAUGAUCUGAACCCCUUAAAUAAUUGCAACACAAGAAAAUUAUGACAAUUAGUUCUGCACGGAAUUUAUUAAGUGUAGUGUCCUACAAUUUGCCCUUUAAAUGUCAUUGCUGAAUAUAAAAGUACUUUGAACCAAAAUCUGCUCUUCAUGCAAAUGAAUGAUCUUGGGGACCAUGGAAAGAGGGGUUUUGUUUUAAUGGCAGCACUCUGAUUUUAGUCAAACUGGGGGUUUGCUGUUGUUGCUUUCCUUUGCUUUACUAGUUUUCUGCCUUGCUAUCGCACUGAAUCCUCUUCAUCCAUUCAGUCAGAAAGUCAAGAGCAGCCAGCCCUGAUGCUUUAGACAAUUUUUAGGUUUUACACACAUCAUUUUAUAAUACUGAAUUUGAAAGGAUGGCAGUGGUUUACUAUUGCUCUUGCUGAGAAAAACAGUAGAAAAUAAAUUUCCUAGAAAUGUUUUGGGCAUGAAGGAAACAUGGUUUUAAGUAUUCUUCCACUUAUUAACUAAUGUAUGUCCAAAAGGUAAAAGUGUUUUCUGUAUUGCAGAUCAGCACACUAUGAAAAGUAAAUACAACAUAUCAUUCAUAAUUUUAUGGUGCUUUGCAGAUAUUUGCCUAUUGUGAACAAUUCAUUCAGGCACUUAAUGAGUUAAUGUUAGUUAGUAAAUGUAGUCACCCUGAUAGUAACUAUUUGCUUGCUUAACCUUUUUUUAACCUUUAUGAUUCUGUAUUAAUGAGAGACAUAUAUUACAUAUUUAAGUAAUACUUUCAGUGGUGCCUACUACUGUUGUAAUCGGGAAGGCUUUGUUAGCUUUACAGUUACAUAUAUGCCCUUCUUAUUCAGGAAACUUAUUCUUCCCUGGCCAUUCCUUAAGUUGACAUGUAGACAAGAUUUCAGUAAUAGGUGACGUGACAUUUUAAAAUACAUUACCAUGUAAAAAUACUGGUAUGCGUUUCAAUAUGCUCUUGAUAACAAAUCGUACUUUAGUGAGAAGACUUUACGAAGACAUCUUUGUAUAUUCCCUGCUCUACGCUGACUUGUGGUAGGAGUUUUACCAGUAUAGUAUGUUAUUUAUUAGAAGAAUUUUACGCUUAAAUAACUUGUUCUGUUUCCCCUGUGGGAAUAAGUAACAUGAAUAUAAAUGCUACACUUGUGUGACAGGAUGCACACUAGGUAGUUGUGCCUCUAUUGAUGGCAUUGAUUUGGUUAGUGGUAAAACGGCCUCUGGUGCAGAGGAGACAUUUAUGAGAUCCUCACCUCCUGUCAAAUUCAUAUCAAAAGUAAUUUUAACAGAAUCUGGAUUUUUCUCUCAGAAGCUUUGCAAACUAAUUGUUGACAAUUUGUUGAAAUACACGGUCAAAUGUGUCCUCACGUUUGCCUGCAAAUCUGUCACUGUUGCUUACAUGUAAACUUUCACAUGCUCAACUUUGUAAGUUGGCCUUGAAUGAUAAAGAAAUUUAAAAGCACAAGUUACAAUAAUCUAGGCUUUCAUUUCCCUUAUCCUUAAGUCUUUCACUUUGUAUUUCUCAUUGAAUUCUGAAAUCAGGUUUGAGAUUUUUUCAUUUUCAAUGAAAAUUUGGAAAUAUUGCCAUUUAUGUUGAAAAGUCAGUGUUAAAAAAACAGAUGGAAAUAAAUUUAAGGAUUUUAAUAUGAUGCAGACUCUACAUAUAAAAAACAUACAUUGGUUCUGUGCUGAUUCAUUGCAGUAUUUCAAGAUUAGCCUUUCUGUAUUUAUUUAGGUCCCGUAAUACUCAGAAGAGCACUUGGAAUUAUUUUUAAAUUUCCUGUUAAAAAAAAUCAGUUGGCUAUAAGUACUUAAAGUAUUUAAAUGCUAUGCUGAAUAAGUGUCUAAGCAGAUACUCUAGUGAAUUGAGCCUACUCUCAUUAGAUUACCAGAUCUGUCUGGAUCUAAACUAGCUGGCACUGUUGGUCUUGAUCCUCUUCGCAGUCGUGGUGGAAAAGCUGGCUGUGAAGAAGUCUCUGGCAAGAACAUGUCCUGUCAGUGGCCGGGAGGGUUUGCCAGAGUUCCUGGGGGGAGCUAACCCUACAUGCAGAGCUUGACAGAGGAUCUACUUGCCUGUGACCCAGGCUGCAGCUGCUCUAUGCUACAUCUACCUGGAUUUUUGAUGUGUUUGCUGUCUCGAGCUAGACAUUUUGCAAACACCAUGAAAUCCAGGCAUCCACAAAGUCACCCUGCAAGGUUACAACUGCAAAUAUUGCAACAGUUGCUUAUUAUGGUCAAAACUAAAUGGAAGAAAAAAAUUUCUUAAAAACUUGUUUUGAGAUGAGCCUUUUGUAUGUUUUAUACAAAACCUAACCAUCAAUUGUAUCAAUUUUCAUCCCAUUAAAUAUUUAAAACAUAAUUUUGCUCACUUUAGGUAUACAAAUGUGCAAAAGCAAAUUUUGCCACUUCAUCAUCUUCUGUGCAUUAGCUGUGUGUCCAGUGACUUAGGCCUGGUUUUGGUUUUAGAUGUUUAUAGAUUGUCUAAAUCCAUGUGCAUAUCCAUAUAAACAUUGUGUAAACUUUAUGAAUUGACAAACUGUAGUUACAUAUAGUGUGCGUAAAUAUACUUAAAAUAGGUCAUAUCAGUAUUUACGUGAGGCUAGCGUUGAGCCCUCCAGUUGUACACUACAUCUGCUGAAGGCUGUUGGGCUCCGUUCUCAGAGUACUAAGCUUUCUGCUUCCUAAAAUGAAAAUAGGAUCUAUUGCUUACACUUUAAAUGGAAAGUAAAGGGCUGCUUUCACUCUGUUGCAAAACCAACCCUUACAGGAUAUUCUGCUGCAGGCUAUGAAUACAAAAUUUGACUUCAGAUAUAUGACUGAAAUCUGAGUUAGGGCCACUUUUGGAGGGAACUUUUUGUAUUAAUGGUGACUCAGUCCAGCACCUUAUUCCAAACAAACCUCUUGGCAAGAGAGACCUCUGCACAAUCUUCUUCCUUCCUUUUGUUCUCUGAGGGAGGAAUACCCCAAGUUGGAUUUUCAUUUAGGUUUCACUACAACGUGUCAUAUGGACAGAUAGCUGUGGUCCUUGCUCUAGUCGGAUUAAGCUUCUGAACUGUGACGAUGUAAUCUGAAACAAAAAAUAGAGAAACAGGGUGCCUAGAGGCCGGUAAUCAGAAUAGUGCAACACUACACGUUAAAGGUGUGCAACAAUCUUUUAUCACAAUAAGUUAAGGCAUAUUUGCCUAUGCAUAUUUUGCCUUUCUAUGUGUUUCAGUUCUCUUUACAUCUUUUCUUUGUACCUUCUUUUGUCCAGUGGUGUUGACUAUUUCUAUGAAGAAUCUUCUGAUGUGUCUUACUGUGACAAAGGUGUCAAAAUGAUACAAUAGUAAUUAGGUAGUUAUUCUUAAAUCCCAGACCUCAGAUGUGUUCUAGAUCAGUUAGAAGAGAACAUUCAAAAUGUAUUGAAUGAAAAAAAAGUGUAAGAUGGGUAAAUAUAGCGUUAUUCAAAGAUGUUGUAAUAAGUUAUUCAAUUUAAGAAUUUAAAAUAUGGAACUUUGUUCUUUCCUGCCUUGGUUACACAUUCAAGGGAAUAGUUUUACCUCAAUGCAGAAGUAGUUACGCCUCCAACUACCCAUAUGUUAAGGUGAGAAAACACCCCUAAAAGUGGAUAGCUACAGUAUUCCUAAAUUUGCCUUUCCUGGUUCAGAUUAUAAUGCAUUGUUGGUGAAUUUCAUUUUUAUUAUUCCAAAAUAUAUAUUUUUUAAAAAGUGUUAUUUUUCAACAGAUCCAUAAACUACGUGUUGGUGUAUGGUAAAAUUAAAAUACCACUGUUAGUUACACUGUGAUUGUGAUAUUUUAAUAAUUACUUAUUUCUAAUUUGUCUCAGCAGUGCUGCAGAAGCAGCAUGCUGUUAUGUUUUAAAGGUGUUUUUAACUUGCCUAUAAAUGUUUUUUUCUAAUUUGUGUCUUUAAAUCUGAUUAAACUGUAGUU